This is a messenger RNA of Trypanosoma brucei brucei TREU927, 1365 nucleotides long. RefSeq names its product expression site-associated gene 2 (ESAG2) protein, putative. NCBI's taxonomy places the organism in Eukaryota, Euglenozoa, Kinetoplastea, Trypanosomatida, Trypanosomatidae. The coding region runs from base 1 to 1365 and encodes 454 amino acids. The record is from RefSeq and is a predicted model, not a curated record. The transcript has a single exon.
AUGAGGUGUGAAACAGUGUUUACUGUUGGGUUGUUUGCGAUUGUUUUAUCUCCUUCCUUUCAGGGGGAUUUGGGGUCGUUCAAAUGGAGCACAGAAUUGAUUGACUGGAGCAAGAUUACAGAAUAUAUUGAUGAGAGUUAUAAGCACCAUAACGCUGGUGAGUUCGAGACACUGUGCAAGAUUUACAGAAUUACGCAGGCAGAAGCUCCACAACCUUCCUUUGAGAAUCGCGAGAAGGAAGGAGAGAUUAUGAAUAAGUUGGAGGAAAUGGUCAAGCAAACGGCGGGUGCUGGUGUUAAUAACAGUUCAAGCAAGUCAGGUAACAGCACGACAGCAUAUCAGGAGAUAAGGAAACUGUUUGAGAAGGCGAAAGCGCUGAAGGAGGAAAUUGAGGUGAACAGGACAAAAGCCUUAAAUGCAAGUCGUUCUGCUGAAGAUAAUAUGCUGAGAGCUGUGUAUGGCGACGCUGUGGAUGUUGCAAGAAAUGAGAAUAAAACUCUAGAGCAAGCCAUGAGGGGAAACAAAUCACUGCUGUUCAAUAAUGUCGACAAUGCGGGCACGAGCUGCGGUUCUUAUGGAGAGAAGUUUGUUGGAAAGACACUAAUUAAUGACUUUUUCUGCCUAUGUGUGGGAGAGGCUAUAGGUGGAACAGGGAGCGUAAUAGAAAAAAAAGUGGAAAGGGGAGAUGUUUUUAAUACACAUAUAUAUAAUGGGUUUAAUUGUCCUUGUAAAGAUGAGAUAAGGAGGCCAAGUAAUGGUAGUUGGACCAUGAUGGCUGAAUUUUGUGCGAGUGGCGAGGAGCUUUGCGAGCCUCAAAACGUCAUAUACAACCAUACUGAAGCAUGGAAUGUGAUCAGCAAAGCUUGUGUAUACAAGAAUAUUGCAUCGAAUGUGAAAACCUUAAAGAGUGCACUAGCUCACUUUGAUUCACUAGUAAAUUUGGAACAGGAUAAAUAUCAGGUGAAGGGCAUUUUCGGUUAUGUGAAAACUGAAAACAACACAAAUCACACCUGCACGGGUCAUACUGCUGGAUUCACAUGUGUUAGUUACAGUUACACACUUGAAAAUGGUGGGAUUCCAUGGUACAAUCACCUUACUAACGCUACUGAGCAACUGCAAGAAAUGGAUGAAUAUGCCAAAGAGGCUGACAGUCAUCUUCAUGAGUUGGAAGAAUACCAACAUGAGGCAGAGGAAAUAUUUCUUGAGGUGAAGCUAGGAGGUGAUGCGGAGCUAUGGAAAAGCAACCGAGGUAAGGGUGAUGGUGAAGGUGAUAAUACAGUGGUAGAUAAUGAUGGACUUACUCAUUUGAAUAUUGCAACUGGGGGUUUUACAUUAUUAGUUUUAUCUCUUAUUUGUACGCUUUAG